This is a messenger RNA of Penicillium verhagenii, 966 nucleotides long. RefSeq lists its product as uncharacterized. Lineage: Eukaryota; Fungi; Ascomycota; Eurotiomycetes; Eurotiales; Aspergillaceae. The record is from RefSeq and is a predicted model, not a curated record. Bases 1 to 966 code for a protein of 321 amino acids. The transcript has a single exon.
AUGGCAAAGUCUCUCCAGACCCGUGGCGGUCCUUAUGCCUCAGAUACCGCCGGAAUGGGUGGUCUACCAACUACAAUCCCCGAUGUCCCAGUUUGCGCCGUCUUCAUGGUCCUCUAUAUUUGCUUCGCAGCCACAAAUAUGACAAUCUUCCAGAAGAACCGUCGAAGGGGCCACAAGUUUAUCCCUUCGGCCUUGAUGUUCGGUUUCUGCAUGUCAAGAAUCCUCACACUUAUUCUCCGAAUCGUCUGGUCCCAACAACCAACAAACAUCAGGGUCGUUAUCGCCGCCCAGAUCUUCGUCAACGCAGGUGUGUUGAUUCUAUAUAUUAUAAAUCUGGUCCUCGCACAGCGAAUCCUACGGGCAAAGCAACCGCAUAUUGGUUGGAACCCCAUUCUGCGCAAAGGUUUCAAGGUCAUCUAUGCGUUAAUUGGAGGCGCUUUGGUCAUGGUUAUUAUAGCCGUUGUUGUGACUGUCUACACUUUGAACCCACACGUCCAGCAAAAAUGUCGCGAUGUCGAGCUCGCGGCUCUCACAUAUCUUCUCAUCUUUAAUUGCCUCCCCGCCCUUCAUAUUGCUGUCGCAGUUUUGUUGCCGAAGUCAAAACCAGAGGAACGUUUUGGACAGGGAAGCUCUGGAAUCCAGGUGCUGAUUGUGACAAUGUCUGCAUGCUUCUGCAUGAUGAUUGCAGGAUUCAAAACUGGGGUUAUGUGGAGCCCUGCACGUCUUGCCACGGAUGCCGCUUGGUAUGACUCCAAGGCUUGUUUCUAUAUCUUCAACUUCACUUUUGAGAUUUGUACUCUCAGCACCUUGACGUUUAGUCGCAUUGAUAGGCGAUUUUGGAUUCCCAAUGGAUCUACACAGCCGGGGGAUUAUAGGCAGCUUGGAAUGCCCACGCCAGUCGGGGCUGACACCGACUCGCUUGAAGUCCCGUCUUUCUCGCCGGAGAAAGAUAAUCGAGAAGCCUGA